This is a messenger RNA of Rotaria sp. Silwood1, 270 nucleotides long. The record is from the annotation of a GenBank genome assembly. NCBI's taxonomy places the organism in Eukaryota, Metazoa, Rotifera, Eurotatoria, Philodinida, Philodinidae.
AUGUCUCUUAGCAUUGUUCGUGGUAGUCGUAUUUCUCGUGAAUUAUGCACUUUAUUUUUGGCUAUUCUUUUAUCACAUGAAAUUACUCAUGCAGUUAAAUAUAUUGGUGAAAAGCAAAAAACUACACCAGAAUUAUCAUUUUUUAGAACAUAUUCAAGUCCUGAUGAAUAUGAUGGUGGAAACGCAUUGGAACACGAAUUGUUUUGUGGUGAAAUGCAUAUUAAUCGUGAUUGUACACGUACUGAUGUUGAAUUGUUUAACAAACAAUAG